AUGGAUUGCUUGGUUCUACCAGUCUCAAUCUUGAGCCGCCGUUGCUCCGGCCACCUGCUAGGUUACCGGCAGCUAACUGAUGACUUCUUUGUUGGCUCAGAUGAUCCGAUCACAGUGGUGGUAGGGAAGGAAAAGAAGGAGUUUUUGGUGGACCCUUUUGUGUUAGAUGAAAAUCCUUUUAGGGUUUUGAUUGAUUUGGUGAAGAACAAGAAGAAACACUCGUCGUCGUCGUCAUCAUCAUCAUCAAGAUUGAUGGUUGAUCAACAGAAGAAGAAGAGGGUGUUGUAUGUAGAUGUGGAUGCCAUUUUGUUUGAGCAUAUGUUAUGGUUGAUGCAUAAUGAUGUAUCAUCAUUGUUCAAGCUUAAUCUCAGGGAAAUUAUUGAUUUCUAUGCUCAAGAUUACUAG
This is a messenger RNA of Lactuca virosa, 405 nucleotides long. The record is from the annotation of a GenBank genome assembly. NCBI's taxonomy places the organism in Eukaryota, Viridiplantae, Streptophyta, Magnoliopsida, Asterales, Asteraceae.